AUGGCCCCUAGCGUCGAUUCACCCACCGGUUUCUACAAACCUGAAGAAGAUGUCUUUUGCAACGAUGGCCGCGAAGACCAACUCCUCUCUUUCAUCUCCAAUCACCCCCAACUCCCUCAAAUUCGCAACUCCCCGGAAGCCGUCCUUGCCGCUAUCGACGAAUUCGGCCGCACCAAGGAUUUCCUUAUGAACAUCGGUCCUCACAAAGGCAAAGUCAUUAGCGACAUCAUCGCCACCGACCGACCAUCCACCAUCCUCGAAAUUGGAGGCUACAUCGGCUACUCGGCCAUUAUGUUCGGCCACGCUCUCCGCAAAGCAGCCGCAGCAACAGGCCGCCAGCCUCAGAUCCCAAGGUUCGUCAGUCUGGAAAUGAAUCCCAAGUUCACCGCCAUUUCGAGAGCACUGGUCUCUAUCGCUGGGUUAGACGACGUCGUCGAUAUCUGGGAAGGACCAUGCCGCGCGUCUCUCCAGCGUCUCGCGAAGGGAAAGACUAGUGAUUUCGCUACGGAGCCCUGGGACAUGUUGUUUCUAGACCACUCCAAGAUCUCGUAUCUGAAUGAUUUGAAGCUUUGCGAGGAGCUGGGCCUCGUGAAGCCUGGAUCUAUGGUCAUCGCGGACGAUAUGAAGAGGCCCGGGAACCCACAGUAUUCGGAGUAUGUGCGGGCUUCGCCGGUGAAGAAAACUGAGGCGUAUUUGCCGUUUAAGGGGUGUCUUUCGGAUGGGGGUAUUUCGUUGGGGAAUCCGUUUUUGGUGUAUAAAACGGCGUUGGUGGAGGGGUUAGAGCCAACAGGGCUUAUGGAUGCGGUUGAGGUGUCGAAGUGCGUGGAUCUGGUGGACGUGAAUUAA
Messenger RNA from Penicillium verrucosum, 846 nucleotides. RefSeq names its product O-methyltransferase. The transcript is spliced from 3 exons. Gene Ontology annotation, molecular function: O-methyltransferase activity. Lineage: Eukaryota; Fungi; Ascomycota; Eurotiomycetes; Eurotiales; Aspergillaceae. The record is from RefSeq and is a predicted model, not a curated record. Bases 1 to 846 code for a protein of 281 amino acids.